AUGGCCAUUAACACUCGUUACGUCGGCCGCGGGUCAUCACUCUUUCUGACCAGCGGCCACGACAGAGCUCAUCGAGAGCACCAACACCAACAACACCAUCUUUUACGUCGCGCAACCACUAGUGACCCGUCGGGCGCAUCACCAUCAGCAUUGCCCUCACUGCCCUCACCACCCUCACUGCCCUCACCACCCUCACCACCCUCACCACCCUUACCACCCUCGCCCGUAGUGACCGAAAUCGUACAGACAGUAUCCGUUAUCCAACAAAUCGUUGUCGACUUGACUGGCCAAACACUUGGGAUCAAUACUUUCACCGCCGAUUCGACUGGAGGCAUUUUACAACCACCUACAACCCCAUCAGGGAGCAUAACUCCAACCCCAACCCCAACCCCAACCUCAUCAGAGAGCUCAAUUCCACCCAAACCAGUAGUAUCAGAUCUGGUAAUAAGCAGUCCACGUCCAUCAGCUUCUUCAGCAAGCGGGACAGCUGGGGAGAUAUCCGAGAGCAAUGUAAUAGACGACCCUUCUCCCUCGCCAACCUCUUCCUCCAUACCGUCCUCACCUUCCGUUCAGAACGCGUUUCCAGACUCUGCCGUUGCACCAAUUUCUUCGAUACCCACAACUUUUGCUUCCAUUCUUGCUGGAUCUAAUUCCACCUCUUUAAUAUAUAUAUCUUCCGUCACCUCCUUUACCUCCGUCACCUCCGUCUCUACCGUCCCUUCGACUUCUUCGAUCCCACCCAUCUCAUCGAUCUCCUCCGCCUCUAUCCCACUGGGCUCGGUCUCUUCCGCCUCUUUAAUCGCACCCGCCUCUUCGGACACUUUAUCCCCAAGUCUUUCCGAGUCGAUAUCAACUCUCUCGAUAUCCUCUUCCUACUUGCCGAGCUCUACCGUCGCGGAUCUGAUUUCGUCCAGUACCACAUUUUCAGGUGCAUCCUCGACAUCCGUAAUCGACUCCUCAGUAUCUUCCACCCAGUAUCCGACAUACUCCCGCGAAUCAUCGACAUUGUCGUCUACCUCUGCGUCCUCAUUCUACUCGCCAUCUCCCUCGUCCAAACUCGCCUCUUCUACCAGUAGUCCCUCCGCUACAGAACAAGGAUAUGACGCGAAUAGUACACCUACCAGUACUGCCGGUGCUGGUGGUGACGCUGAUUCAGAUUCGUCGUCCGGGACAUCUACAUCGACUAUUGUAGGUGGCGUUAUCGGAUGUAUCGCUGGAGCGGCGAUCUUAGUAUUUCUCCUCAUGUUACUGAUUCGGUGGAAGAAGCGCAACCAAUCAUUACAUAGUUUGACUGGUGCACAAGGUUACGAUGCUGCAGGGGCGACUCGGGAGCUGCCGCCGUCUCAGCCACUUGGCGGAAUGACGGAGAGACCAUCUGGUGGGGGCCUUGCCGCUCUGGCGGGUCUCACGGGACUCAGACGAUCGUCGCAGAGAAAUACCAUGUCGUCGGCGGCCGAAAGCGAGCGAGGAUUCUACCGUGUCUCCGGAAGGAAGCUGCCAUCGGUGCUGCACAAUGGCGGUGAUGGAUAUGGCGGAGGUAUUAUGGUGCCCGACACCUCCAGCGCGUCAUCGUUUUACAGGGACUCGCAAGGAUUUUAUGGCAGUCCGCCAUUGUCACCGCCGAUACAGCGAGAAAGUGGAGUUCCAGUCAUGAGAGAAAGUCCGGCCCGGACGCCCAUCACAGAACAAAGCCCGUUUCCCGAUAUUCCAGAGGCGCUGACUCCUCCGCCGCGCCAGGAUCGAAUACCGUCUAUAGCCGGGUCUCAGCAGUCACGAUUCACGGAGCAGGUUUGA
Drepanopeziza brunnea f. sp. 'multigermtubi' MB_m1 is the source of this 1794-nucleotide messenger RNA. The record is from RefSeq and is a predicted model, not a curated record. Lineage: Eukaryota; Fungi; Ascomycota; Leotiomycetes; Helotiales; Drepanopezizaceae.